Molecule: messenger RNA, 1965 nt
Organism: Symbiodinium sp. CCMP2592
Lineage: Eukaryota; Dinophyceae; Suessiales; Symbiodiniaceae
Source: the annotation of a GenBank genome assembly
AUGACGGGCGACCCCGUAACCAGAUGGGAAAACCGCUCCUACGGCUACCGCUGGGAGAAAGACAAGUGGCAAGGAAUGUACAUUUUAUUCAUCUGCCCGGAGAAAUACUCCCCAGCUAUGUUGGAGGCGGCGAUGAUAGACAAGGCCAGUACUGAACCCGGGAAAAGAUUGUUUUAUCUAGUCGGCAAUGCGUUCGCAUGUCGGUCUGUGCUGGUGGUCUGGUUCGGUAUUUCGGUCUGUGUGGGCACUUGGGGAGAAGGUGGGCCGGUCGGGCGAGCUCCCGUCCUGGGCGCGAUUCGCACGGUGCAGGCCGUGAUGCAAGAGGUGCCGCAGGCUGCUAACACAAGUGUCAAGACGAUGGCUGCGUGCGGGGUGAAGAAUAGUGAGCGUGAUGCACACCGAAUGGCACGAAGGUGCCAGCUGACAGUGCCAAUUGAAAUUUCUGAAUGUUGCAUUCACGGAUGCGUGCUGCCAGUGGUCCUUUUGAGCAGCUGGCUGCUUUACCUGGUUUCGAGAAACUUGCUCCACACUCUGUGCGGCCUCAGCGAGCCCGACAUUGCGAGGUGUGAUGCCAUUUGGACCUGCUUCUGGUCUAGGUACAGAAAAAUCUAUCCCAAUCACGACGUCUUCAGGCGGGCACAAGCUGGCGAGAUAAAUCUUGCCAAGACGAUUGCCCUGAUCGUCCACGGGGACGAGGGCCGAACCAAAAAGAAGACGGGGAUACUAAUAGUAUCGUGUCACAGCAUCCUUGGAUACGGUUGCGAGGCCGGCACUGUGCACGGAGCGGAGGACUAUUGCAAGCAACUUCUGAAUAUGACAGGCCACUCUUUGACAAGCAGAUGGAUUUUCCAACAAUACCUGGGUGUAUUUACGGAUGAUAUGGUGAAGGCCUACAGAGACGGGAUAAAAUCUCCGAGUGGCGACACCUACACGUUCGCGGUGAUUCAUGUUAUUGGAGACUGGCCAUGGCUGGCUAAGGCAUUCAAUUUGUCUCGUUCUUUCGCCAACUGUUCGAAGCAAGCAACGUCACGUGGGGUUCCUAAGGGGAUCUGUCACGUUUGCCGUGCGGACCAACCAGGUUUUCCAUUUGAGGAUUUCUCUGGAAGGGAGCCAAAGUGGAGGCGCACCGUUAACACCCAGAACCCGUUCAUGAACUCACCUCCGUUAACGAGGCUCCCCGGGGAUUCCACAGACCCAACGGCCCUCCUGGGACAAGACUUUUUCCACGGGUGGCAUUUAGGCUUUGCCAAGCAGUUCCUGGGAUCAUGUUUGGUACUGCUACACGAGAUUUUCCCAGGACGGAGUGUCCCCGCCAAAUUCCAAGCAAUGUCUGAUGACUUCUUCAGUUGGUGUAAAGCCAACAACCAGAACCCUUUGAUUAGGAAGAUGACGCGUGACACCUCCGGCUGGGCAUCUACGGCUGAUUACCCUUGUGCUUCGUGGAGCAAAGGCUCAACCUCAACCGUGGUUUGUCGCUGGUUCAUCAGUGCAUGCGCUCGCCAUGCGGGCUUCAUCGAUGAAGGGUCUUUGCUGCAGAUUGCUUGCUUGGCCGCUCGGGAGAUUUAUGCUUUCAUUUCCAAGAGCUACAAAGCGGCUGUUUGGAUUUGGCACACCGAUGCUGUCGAAUUAUCUUCACAUGGCUUCCGAUUUCUUGCUCUGAUGGGUCAAGCUGCACGCUCUGCAUACGAUCAAGGCCGAGCUUUGUUUUACUUCACACCCAACUGCCACCGGUUGCACCACCUUUUUUACUUGGAGUGGGAUCAAGCGCAGAAAGCCGAUUGGAUCCUCAACGUGGCAGUCUUCAGCUGCCAAACUGAAGAAGACUAUAUAGGCCGCCCGUCGAGGGUGAGCCGCAGAGUAGCCCCCCAGCGUGUAAUACAGCGUACAAUCGAGCGUACGCUGGAAGCUACGCAUGCGAAAUUUGUGCAAGCAGGCUACGUCAUACCAUGCAAAUCGAAAGGCUGA